Quercus lobata is the source of this 840-nucleotide messenger RNA. Its product is annotated as probable amidase At4g34880. NCBI's taxonomy places the organism in Eukaryota, Viridiplantae, Streptophyta, Magnoliopsida, Fagales, Fagaceae. The transcript has 4 exons. Bases 1 to 840 code for a protein of 279 amino acids. The record is from RefSeq and is a predicted model, not a curated record.
AUGCAGUCAAUCAAUGACCUGAGCAGUUACGAAAUCAACCCAGCAGACCGUUGGGAACCUCUUAAAAGUCUCAUUAUUGGACUAGAGGCGUUACUUGAGAAAGCAUUAACCACCCUAACGGCUAGCCCCCAAAGCCACAGGUAUAAAGCUCUCACACAGUCAACAGAAGGCCGGCCCAUUUGUAGAAUAGUAGCAGAUGCCGUUUAUGUUCUUGAUGCCAUUGUAGGCAUUGACCACUACGACAAUGCAACAAUUGAAACAUCACGGCACAUUCGAAAAGGUGGCUAUGCACAAUUUCUUAAGAUCAACGGGCUCCGCGCGAAGAGAGUGGGGAUAGUGAGGAAACCCUUCUACAAUUUUGGGAUUGAUAUUAUUGCCACUCGAACCAUUGAGCAACAGCUAAAAACACCAAGAUUCUACCUUCAAUUAGAUGUUAGUGUAAUGAGACUAUUGUUCUAUACCAUUAUGGAAGAAGAUUCUGGCAAUAUAUCUAAUUAUGAACAAGACCUGUUUAUAAAAGCUAAAGCAACAAAUGGAAUUGGAAAUGCAGAGAAGGUUAGGCUGUCGAAUUUAGCAAAACUAACUAGAGAAGGUUUUGUGAAGUUGAUGACAAAGAAUAAGCUAGAUGCAAUAGUUACUCCUGGUAAGUCGUUGUCUCGUGUCCUUGCAAUUGGGGGUUUCCCAGGAGUAAUUGUUCCUGCUGGAUAUAACUCUGACGGGGAAGCACUUGGGUUAUGCUUUGGAGGACUAGAGGGUUCAGAGCCUAAGCUAAUUGAGAUCACCUAUGGCUUUGAGCAAGCGACAAAGAUCAAGAAGCCUCCUAAUAAAUUGAAAACUUAA